Phycomyces blakesleeanus NRRL 1555(-) is the source of this 1284-nucleotide messenger RNA. Its product is annotated as C2H2-type zinc finger transcription factor. NCBI's taxonomy places the organism in Eukaryota, Fungi, Mucoromycota, Mucoromycetes, Mucorales, Phycomycetaceae. Bases 1 to 1284 code for a protein of 427 amino acids. The record is from RefSeq and is a predicted model, not a curated record. The transcript has 8 exons.
AUGAACCUAUCAAACAAAAGAGCAAGAAGUUCUAAUAACAUUUCUUCAUACAUUUGUGACGUGUGUAACUUGGAUUGCUAUACAAGUAAACAGCUCUGGAACCACAAACGAAUCCAUAAAAAAAAUACUAGUUCUGCCUUUUCUGCUGGUUCUUCUACUUAUAUUUCCUUGGAUGAUGAGGACUUGUUAUCUCUCAUAGAUGACAAUAUAACAGAAGACAUACCCUUUGACCCAUUCCAACCAAGAACGUAUAAAGCAUCACGUAAUUUUGAAGCUGGUGAUGAAGGACAUGUAUACGGUGAUAAUAUCUUUACCGAGAAUAUCUUCACUACUUCACAAUUAUUAAGUAUUGAGCUGUAUGAUAUUGUAACUUCAUUCAAUGUAUCUACUGAGUACAAUUAUCAGCUUUUCAAUCUGAUGAACAUGGUAUUCCAAGACUAUGAUAAACUCUCAAAAGAAUAUUCCUCAGAAAUUAUCCAGGCUGAACCUGUCAAUACCCUGCUCAAGAAAAAAACAGCAAUAAAGGCUCACAUAUAUGACAUAUGCAAGAAUGUCUGUAAGCUGUAUAACAAUACUCAAUGCAAAGAAGAAUGCCCCCACUGUGGCAGUAAAAGCUUUCUUGAGCCCACAGGUGAUGCCCCCGCACCUUUGGUCUCAGUGAAGACAAUGAAGAUGAUGUCACUUGGCGAUCAACUGGCUCGACUCCUUGGCAAUAAAAAAUCAAAGCAGCAAUUGACCAUUGUACAUGUGAUGAUUUUGAAUUCUGAUCCAUUAAUAAGAUAUAUCAACAAAUAUCUUAUCCAACUUGCCAUUAUACUCGGAAAGCCUGUAGAUCUUGAUUCUUUCUUGUUACCCAUAAUAGAUGAAGUCAUUAGCUUAGGCAAAUAUGGGCUGAUUAUAAAAAAGUUUGACGGUGAAAGGAUUGUGGAAAAAGUUCACAUGGUUACAAAGUAUUGCCAUCAUAAAGGCCACAAUUCCAGAUAUGGUUGUCAUGUAUGUGAAGUAUUAGGUCAAGUCUCCUUAAGAGGUAGAGGCAUGUACUUUAAAAACUACAGUGCUCCUCUAAGGCCAAAGAUCGACUUUGUUAAUGUCAACACUAAUACUAACAUUCAAGAACCCAACAUCUUUGCACGGCUAUCUACCUUUACUGGGUCUUCCUUCUAUGGUCUGCAUGAGAUGCACUUAAUUGGACAUGAUAUAGGAAAGCUUGUCCACAAGCUAAUAAUUGUUAAGAUAAUUAUAUCAUACUGCCGGGUAAACUGUGUCAGAUCGAUAUGGAGCUAA